Molecule: messenger RNA, 2347 nt
Organism: Epinephelus fuscoguttatus (brown-marbled grouper)
Lineage: Eukaryota; Metazoa; Chordata; Actinopteri; Perciformes; Serranidae
Gene: anxa13
Product: annexin A13
Exons: 11
Coding region: 146-1096 (316 amino acids)
Cellular component (GO): cytoplasm
Molecular function (GO): calcium ion binding; calcium-dependent phospholipid binding
Source: RefSeq, a predicted model, not a curated record
GCAGCGGGUUCGCGGUGACGUCACACGCUGGUUUCUGCUGCUUUGGGCCGCUGCCUGUAUUUCAGGACGAGGACAAGUGUCUUAAACUACUCUACGACUUCACUCCUAACAGAUCACCCGCUACAGCCGGAAAAACAUCCUGAAAAUGGGCAACUGUCAACCCACAAUCGUGGACUAUGAGGAUUUUGAUGUCAUGGCUGACAUCAAGGCCAUCCGCAAAGCCUGCAAAGGGUUUGGAACUGAUGAGCAGGCCAUCAUUGACAUCCUGGCAAACCGCAGCUCAGCUCAGCGACAGCAAAUUAAACAGGCCUAUUUUGACAAGUAUGAUGAUGAGUUGGUGGAUGUGUUGAAGAGCGAGCUGUCGGGGAAUUUUGAGAACGCCAUCCUCGCCAUGCUGGACCCGCCCGUUAUCUUCGCUGUGAAGGAGCUGAGGAAAGCCAUGAAGGGAGCGGGCACUGAUGAAGAUGUCCUAGUGGAGAUUCUCUGCACCGCCACCAACGCUGACAUCGCCAUGUUUAAGGAAUGCUACUUUCAAGUGCAUGAGCGCGAUCUUGAGGCAGAUAUUGAGGGAGACACAAGCGGGGACGUAAGAAACCUGCUCAUGGCUCUAUUGGAAGGCAACAGAGAUGAGAGUUACGAGGUGGAUGAGGCUCUGGCUGAAGAAGAUGCUACCAGCCUGUUCGAGGCUGGUGAGGGUCGUUUUGGGACGGAUGAGUCCACUUUCAGCUACAUCCUGGCCUCCAGGAAUUACCUGCAGCUACAGGCCACCUUCAAGAUGUAUGAGCAGCUCUCUGGAACUGAAAUCCUGGAUGCCAUUGAGAGUGAGACUUCUGGGACACUGAAGAAAUGCUACAAAGCUCUUGUGAGAGUUGCUAAGAACCCUCAGCUCUACUUUGCCAGACGUCUGCACGAUGCGAUGAAGGGAGCAGGCACUGAUGAGGACACCCUCAUUCGCAUUAUUGUGGUUCGCUCUGAGUACGAUUUGGAGACCAUUAAAGACAUGUACCUGGAGAAGUACGACGUUUCUCUGAAGGAAGCCCUGAAGGACGAGUGCAGCGGUGACUUCAAACGUCUCCUCCUGGCGAUCUGCCACUGAAAGUCUGGGAGUUAGGCAGGGUGGACGUGGACGGCAGAGGCAGAGACAGCGGAGUAUAUUUAUACUGAGGGCACUGCUGUUUUCUGUCUAACACACUAAUACUACGCAGUCUCUCCAUGUGACAUUAUGUAGGGAGCAGGAGGGUGGAAGUGAUAGAAUAAUUAACUUGGCUUGACUUGUCCAAACUCUGUGAAUUUAGGUGGCUCUCUUUUUAAACUUUUUCCACAGAUGUUAAUUAUGAAAUUGAACUGGAGUUACUCAUUUGUGUCUGUCAAUUACUGCCCAUUUCGUAGUCAACUUUUAGCUCCAGUUCCGAAUAUCUUUACCAGCAUUUACACAGUGAUAUGUUUCGUCUUCGUCACUGUACACAAGCACCAAGAUUUAUACAUUUCCAAGAGCUGACUGUCGUCACACUGAUGCGAUUACAGAGUGUGAUUUGAUCAGGUGGUGUGAUGCUUGACAAGAUAAUCACAUUGUAAACAUAAGACAUGUUUGUACACUGGCAAAAAAAAAGUCUUUCUGCUGCUGCAUUUCCUGUAAUGAAACACUAGUGUUACAUAAUCACCACCGUACAAGUAUUACACUGUUAUAGAUCAAAUAAUUCUGUAUUCAUGUUUGAUUUUUGUUCUAUAGCUUUCACCCUCCAUGCCUGUAAAGCUCAGUGACUGAUCACUGCUGUUACUAAUGCAAUCACUCCAUGUGGCUUGAAGUUUGUGCUAAGACUGAAGAAAUGUGAACGUUUGUCAUGAAGGAAUAUUAGCUGGGAUUAUGAAGGUUAUGCAAUGUUAUGUGAAUGGAUUUUAUGAAUUUUAUGAAUAUAUAUUUCAUCAGUUGCCUAUUGAAAGAAACUAUUGAUUUUCAAUGUUUUUAUCCUUUACUAUAACUAGAAAAACUUGACAAAUCCAAAUACACCUCACCUUGUUAUAUAUUUUUUUGUAUUUUGCAACUAACCCAGUAGAGUGUUUAAUAUAUAUCAUUUAGUUUACUGUUUUAGGUAGGCCAGAGGGUAUAAGAGAAGAAACCUUUAACAUCUAGACAGUCUGAUGUCAUUUGUGCGUCUCUAUAAGGCAGCUGAGAUUUGAUAAAAAGUACCACUAUUGUAAAGAUUUUGCAACAAGCUGAGUAGAUACUCAAGUGAGAUAGAUACAGCAUCAACCAGGGCAUCAGUUGGAGCUGUAGGACUAGUUUUUGUCUCUCUAUAGCCAAAGAAUUUUAGUUAAACUGCAAAUAAAGUUCCCUGUAGUGUCAGCA